UGCUGUCACAUUAUCCGUUAUUCUCAUCAAUCAAUUCAUCUCUGUUCAACCUUGGGGUGUGUGUGUGUGGUGUGUGUGGUGUGUGUGUGUGCAUGGUGAGUGUGUGGUGUGUGUGCAUGGUGUGUGUGUCGUGUGUGUGGUGUGUGUAUGGUGUGUGUGGUGUGUGUGUCUGCAUGGUGUGUGUGUGGUGUGUGUGCAUGGUGUGUGUGUCGUGUGUGUGGUGUGUGUGUGGUGUGUGUGUGGUGUGUGUGUGGCGUUUGUCUGUAGAUGUACCAGCAUGGCAGGGAUCUGUGUGAGAGCGUGCUGGGCGAGGCCUUCGUGACGGUGGAGGAUGAGGUGGAGAGGGCGGGGCCAGGAGAGGAGGUGGCGGGGCCAGGAGGGCAUCCCUGUGGCUGGCUGACCCUCAGCACCGCUGACCGAGAGGUGAUGGCAGCUCUGAGUGCUGAGGACGAGCAGGACACCACCAAGAGAGGCCUCCCUCAGGCCCGGGCCCCCUGCUCCCGGACCCCCGCACUGCCCCUGCAGGUGCGGAGGGCCAAUGCAGCGCUGCGGAGACGCUCCCUCCAGCCGGACCUAGAGGGGAGCGGGAGCGGCAUAAUUGCUGCUAAUUGCUAA
This is a messenger RNA of Osmerus eperlanus (European smelt), 615 nucleotides long. RefSeq names its product retbindin (gene rtbdn). The record is from RefSeq and is a predicted model, not a curated record. Lineage: Eukaryota; Metazoa; Chordata; Actinopteri; Osmeriformes; Osmeridae.